UAUAGUUUCCAUAAAAUUGUUGGCCCUUUACGGUAAUCCGGUAAAAAUAGUAGAAUUUGCAAUGUCUUGGAAAUAUGGAUUGAUCCGAGACAUGGAAAAGCCGGAAAACGUGAUAGUUUCAUCAGAAAAUGCAGUUGUUAUACAAGACAAAUAUCCAAAAUCAAAGCAUCACUAUCUCGUUUUGCCAAUAGCCGAUAUUGAAAGCAUCUUUAAAUUGAACCGGAGUCACCUGCCACUCUUAAAGGAGCUUCAUAUUUUAGCACAAAAAGCUGUGAAGUUUAAGAAACAACUUUGGGAGGAUUUCAAUGUGGGAUUCCAUGCGGAACCAAGCCUGCAGAGACUUCAUUUACAUGUGAUCUCCAAGGAUUUCAUAUCGACAUGCAUGAAGACCAAGAAGCAUUGGAACUGCCACAACACCGAUCUAUUUGUGCCCUUCGAAAAACUAUAUAAUCAGCUGAAGAAGGAUGAUUGCAUUUCACGAUUGCCAAAAACGAUUAUUGACAAGCUGUUGGCUGCGCCGCUAAGAUGUAAUCAGUGUGACUUUGUCCCGGAUUCGCUGCUAGAUCUGAAGGCUCACCUCUUUUACCAUUGGCAUUGUAAAGAAGAGGACCAACAGCAGGAACAAAUUGACAGCAAAAUGAAACUAUCAAACGGAAACAAUUCAUCCUUCAACAACCAAGCGAAGAAUCAUUAUCAGUCGGAAAACUGCAGACCGCGGAGACCUUUUUAUUACAAAGGGCCUAGAGCACCUAUGCAUGGUUCUCGCUUUGCACCGAAUCCGCAUCAGAAUCACUUUAGGCAGCCGGGACAAUAUGUGUUUCCAGCACCGCCAUCAAUAAACCAGCUGGGACUUUUACGUUAUCCAAACCAAGCUGUCGUCGGUGGAGCAUCUAGGCCAAACUGGAUACCAAAAUAUGUUCUAAACAAGAGUCAACCAAAUACGAAACAACCACAACAAGAAAACUUUAAUCCUCGGAAUUCAAGACUGAAUCAACAACAACAAGAUUGGUUAUAUUUCCAAAAACUGACCGCCAAAAACCCUGACCAGCCAAAGCAACAUUACAAGCAAUCAAAUCGCUCAAAAACCAAUCAGCAAAACCGCCAGAAACCUGAUCAACAGAAUGACGAGAAUUUCCAGAAACCAAACGAACCGAAAACCAAUAUUAAUCCUUUGGAUUCAGCAUUGAAUUCAAAUCCAAGUCAAUAUACGAGACCUAAAAAUAAUCAAAAUUCAAACCGAAGAAACAAGAAGCCUGCAAACAAAAAGAUGAAGCCAAUAUCUAUUAAAAUGGUGGAGAUUAAAGAAAGUAAAGCUCUACCACCUGCAACCAAAUCUGUUAAAAUUGAUGAAGCUAAGAAAUGUCAGGUUCCAGCACCUUCUCCAAAAUCUGUUGACAUUCUUGACGCAAAAGAAAGUCAGAACCCACCACUUUCAACAAUAUCUGUUCAAAUUCUUGAGGUUAAAAAAAGUCAGGAUUCACCACCUUUAACAAUUGAAAACCAGCUUGCAAGUCUAACAAUUGUUUCUCCUUCUGAAACAGUUUCAUAAGGAUGUACAAAUGAAGUUUUUAAUACAGCUAGCAAGUACAAAUAAAUAAGAUACAAAAAAAACUACAAGUUCAUUCGAGACAUUGUCAAACUAGCAUUUAAAAAUAUUUAGUGACUGUUAUGUGUUAUUGCAAUAAAUUAUAUUUUAUAUUAUAAAAUGUAAUAGUAUUGAUAAAUCAUUUACAAGUGAUCAUUUUAUUUGAAAUAAAAAGUGUAUGCUUACCAAUUUCAUCUUCCUAAACCAUAAAAAGAACUUAUAAGAGUGCGAAUUAAAUUCU
This is a messenger RNA of Drosophila eugracilis, 1826 nucleotides long. RefSeq names its product aprataxin-like protein. The transcript is spliced from 3 exons. Gene Ontology annotation, biological process: double-strand break repair; single strand break repair. Gene Ontology annotation, cellular component: nucleus. Bases 62 to 1549 code for a protein of 495 amino acids. Lineage: Eukaryota; Metazoa; Arthropoda; Insecta; Diptera; Drosophilidae. Gene Ontology annotation, molecular function: single-stranded DNA binding; double-stranded RNA binding; DNA 5'-adenosine monophosphate hydrolase activity. The record is from RefSeq and is a predicted model, not a curated record.